ACAGCGCGGUUUGUAAUGUGUUCGGUACAACGUGCAUAAUGCCGUCUCUGUACAAACCCCCUGAUUUACCUAGGAUUGUAGAGAACAUAAAAUUUCAGCUGUGCAAUGAAGGUGACUUAAAAAGAUUAAGUCACGUUCAGGUUCUAAAGUGUCUUCUCUAUGCGGAAGGGCAAAGCAAUAGACGAGCCUUAGAUUACGGCCUUUUAGAUCCAAGACUUGGUGCAAACAAGAGAGAUGAGCUGUGCGCUACUUGUGGCUUGGACUAUCAAACAUGUAUUGGUCAUUGGGGGUACUUCGAUUUACCGACGCCAAUUUAUCAUGUGGGAUAUACUUGGCAUAUAGUAAAAAUACUACAGACUAUCUGCAAAACUUGCUCACGUGUUCUCCUCUCUGAGCAACAACGUACCAGGUUUUUGAUUAGUUGUUCUAACCCAAGUUUGGACUACGUACAUAAAAAACAACUCAGAAAGGCGAUACACAAAUUGUCUAGCAGGAUACAUGUCUGCCCGUUCUGCUCAGCGCUUAAUGGUGUUGUUACGAAAGGUACGAGUCUUUCGUACGUCGUUCAUGAUAUAUUUCGACAUGCAAAAGCAAAAGUCGAUGAUUAUGUAAAUGAUUUCGCAAAAGUAAUCACAGAAAAUACGGAGUUAGCGCCAGUUGUUCGUAAAGGUUUGGAGAUUAUACGACCCGGAAAGGCUCUGCAAUUGUUUUCUAAAAUUCCAGAAGAAGAUUUGCCAUUACUCCUCAUGCCUUCUGAUUCUCAAUGGAUGACUCACCCACGAAACUUAAUUGUUCAGAGAGUACCUGUCUGCCCAAGUGCUAUCAGACCAUCAGUUGUUUCCGAAGUCCGUAGUGGAACUAAUGAAGAUGAUCUUACUCAAAUGUAUCAAUGGAUAUUAGCUCAGGCAGCAACAAUUGAAGAAGAUAUCGGGGAGGCGGAUCAAAUCGCGUGCCUAGAUAACUUACACGCUGAAUUUGCACGGCUAAUUAAUUCACAACAAUCAGGUUUGCCUCCUGUUCAAGAUCAUAAGUUUAUGCGUGGUUUACUUCAAAGGCUAGCUGGUAAACAUGGUCGAUUUCGUGGUAGCCUAUUGGGUAAACGAACGAAUUUUACCGCCAGAACUGUUAUUUCACCAGAUCCAAAUAUGCGAAUUGAUGAGGUAUGUAUUCCAGUUCAUUGUGCAAAAUUGCUAACAUAUCCUGAACGUGUGACUGAUUUCAAUCUGAAUUUUCUCCGAUCUCUUGUACUAAAUGGACCAAAUAACUAUCCUGGAGCUAUGUUUGUUAGUUAUAAACUACGUGGUGAGAGGAAACGUCAAGCCGAAGCAUCUGGUACUUCUGAUGUAGUAAAACGUUUCUUGGCAUCUGAACGUGCACGUGAAGAUGUGGCAAAAUAUUUACAAUCAGGUGAUAUAGUUGAAAGACACUUAUUGGAUGAUGAUAUUGUACUAUUUAACCGUCAACCCUCACUACAUCGUGUAUCUAUUCAAGCAUUCAGAGCCGUUGUAAAACCUUUUCGAACUUUUCGCUUCAAUCCAUGCUGUUGUACACCAUUCAAUGCAGAUUUCGAUGGGGAUGAAAUGAAUAUACAUCUUCCACAAACUGAAGCAGCUCGUGCAGAAGCAAAACAUCUUAUGCUGUCUCUCAAGAAUAUUGUUAGCCCUAAAAAUGGUGAACCAUUAAUUUCACCAAUUCAAGACCUAAUCACUGCAACACAUUUGUUGACCUUGAAAGACGUUUUCCUUAAUCGUGAUCAGGCUUGUACUUUAGCCUCUCAACUAUUAGCUGGUAACCAUUUGGGUCGACUUUUAAGUUUACCGAAACCGGCUAUAUUAUGGCCUGUUGCUCUAUGGACUGGUAAACAGAUAUUUGGUCUCAUUCUUUCACCGCAUCCAUCCACUGGAAUUAAGGUUAACCUUCGGGUACCAACAAAGUCUAUGUAUUCAUCGAAAGGUUCAGAAAUGUGUCCAAAUGAUGGUUUUGUUCUCAUUCAAAAUAGUGAGCUCCUUGCGGGAUGUGUAGAUAAAAAGUUACUUGGGGGUGGAAGCAAGUCAAGUAUAUUCUACACAUUACUUCGAGAUUAUGGUAGAGAAGCUUGUGCGGACGCUAUGUGGCGUUUAGGAAGAAUUGCUUUGUUUUUCCUGGCACAUCGAGGUUUUUCUAUCGGACUUGGUGAAGUAAUGCCCAGCUCAGAUCUUGUUGCAUCUAAAACAGCACUGAUUAGUCGUGGAUUUGCCACCUGUGAUGAUUAUAUCAAUCAAUAUCAGAUGAAUACACUAGUCUGUAAUCCAGGAUGUAGUAUGGAGGAUACACUUGAAUCUAAUAUAAGUCAAGAGUUGUCGAAAAUUCGUGACGAAGCAGGAGCAGCUUGUAAACGUCAGCUUCACCCAUCGAACUCACCACUUGUCAUGGCUCAGUCAGGGUCAAAAGGUUCAUUUCUCAACAUAUCUCAAAUGAUUGCUUGUGUUGGCCAACAAGUAAUUGGUGGAAAACGGGUUCCAGAUGUCAUUAAUGGACGCAGUUUAGUUCAUUUCCCUCCAGGUUCACGAACACCUGAAGCAAAAGGUUUUGUUGGAAAUAGCUUUUAUUCAGGUCUUUCACCAUCUGAAUUCUUUUUCCAUGCUAUGAGUGGUCGUGAAGGAUUGACGGAUACUGCUGUAAAAACUGCAGAUACAGGUUAUAUGCAACGAAGACUGGUCAAGUUUCUUGAAGAUUUAGCGGUGGCUUACGAUGAUACUGUACGUGAUAGUCGGGGCGAUAUAAUUCAAUUCCGUUACGGUUCCGAUGGUCUGGAUCCUUUAGAAAUGGAGACAGAUACAUUUCCUGUGAAUUUUAUCAAAGAAAUGGAACAUAUAAGAACUAGUUAUGAUUGCCCUCAUGAAGUUGGAAUGUCUGCUGAAGAGUUAGAACUAGCAGUAGAGGUUGUCUUUCAACUUGACGCAUUUCGACAUUUAGAUAGUCGCUUAUGUUCAGCAAUCAAAGAAUUUAUACACAAUUCAGUUUGUCCGAAAAUUCGUAAAUGGCAAGAAUGGUGUACAGAAAAUGCAAAUGGGUCAAAUUUAAUCAAUCAAAAUGAACGUCUGACUAGAACACAACUACGUAUAUUUUUGACACAUGUUAAAGAGAAAUAUGAGAAAGCUUUAAUUGAACCAGGUACUGCUGUUGGUGCAUUAUGUGGUCAAUCUGUUGGUGAACCAGCUACUCAGAUGACAUUAAAAACAUUUCACUUUGCUGGUGUAGCCAGUAUGAAUAUUACACAAGGUGUCCCACGAAUGCGUGAAAUUGUUAAUGCAGCAGCCAAAAUUAAAACACCAUUAAUUUGUGUUACUUUAACUGAUCCAUUCUCAGCAUCACUAGCGCGUCAAGUUAAAUUGUCUAUUGAACCAACACGACUAGCAGAUAUAUCAUUAUCAUUAAGUCAGUGUUUAACACCAGAAUAUGUAUAUGUUGCUAUUAAAUUAGAUAAAAAAAGAAUGGAUAGACGUGGGAUUACAACACCUCAAGUCGCUACAGCUAUUCAAACAACUAAGUUAAAGAAGACCAAAAUAUCGCGUGUAACCUAUGCAAAAGAUUAUAUAUUCGUAUAUCCAGUGGAUUUGAAUGCAUUGGAAACAGUUGUCAAAUUAGUUGAAGAUGUUAUUGUUAAAGGCAUACCUGGCGUAUCUCGUGUUGUAAUUCAACAGGAUAAAGGUGAACAUAGAAUUUUUGUUGAAGGAGCUCGAUUACGUGAGGUAAUGUGUAUACCAGGCGUCGUAGCUGAACGUACACAAAGUAAUAAUAUUUUAGAAGUGGAACAAGUGUUGGGUGUGGAAGCAGCUCGACGUGUUGUUAUUGAUGAAUUACUAGCCGUUAUGGAAGGUCACGGUGUUGAAGUUAAUGUACGUCAUGUAAUGCUGUUAGCUGAUGUUAUGACUAAUAGGGGUGAAGUAUGCGGUUAUCAGCGAACUGGAAUGGCGAAAGCGAAAAAUAGUGUACUUUGUUUAGCUUCUUUUGAACGAACUGGUGAUCAUUUGUUUGAAGCUGCCUAUCAUUGUCAAGAUGAUCAAUUGACUGGUGUUACGGAAAACAUCAUUCUAGGGAAUCCAACUAGAGUUGGAACUGGAACAUUCGAUCUGCUAAGUGAUAGAUGGGAGAAAAAUUUACAACUUGACAUUAAACCAACAUUGUUGAAUUUUUAAAAUUAACAAAUUCUACUGUUUUUUUUAACAUCGUCGUCAUGAUACAUUUCAAUGUGUAUGUGUAUGUGUACAUAAAAAUGACUUGACUUAUUUCAUUGUACAAAUUUACAUUUCUUAAUCAUCUAUUUAUAUUUUCGUUAUUACUAUGAUAAAGUGUAAAAGAAAAUUAGUUCUCUCUUUCUCUUUACAAUUUUCAUUGAGAUGCAUCAAUUGUCAAUUUCAUUUGUUUUAGAGAAUCAUUAAAUUAAAAUAAACUAUGCUUCUAUCUAUAUUGUAUCAUUUGUUUUAUUUAUAUUAAAUAGCUAUUGAAGCAAUUAAACAGUUAUGUUAUAUCGCUUAUUUUAGCUAAAUGAAUUCUAUCCAUUAAUUCUUCACUGUAACUAACAAACUGAAGUAUUUUGAUAUACUGUCACAUUUUAUUAAAAAGUAUUUAUUACUAGUUUAAUUUAAGAGAUUUAUGAUUGUAAAUUUUACUGUUUACAUAGUUGUAUCAAGUUACUAUAUUGGCUUAGAAUGGGAGAAUGUAACAAUAAUUUGGAAAAUAAACCAAUUUAACACCUAAAAUUACAGGGAUACUAAAAAGGAUUUUCUUCUUGUUUUUGUAAAUACUUAUUGUGAUAUGAUUGAUAAUAUUGGAUUUAGAAUUGAAUAUCAUUAAGAAAUAUUUUUCAUCGAAAAACAUUUCUACUGAU
Messenger RNA from Schistosoma intercalatum, 4870 nucleotides. The record is from the annotation of a GenBank genome assembly. NCBI's taxonomy places the organism in Eukaryota, Metazoa, Platyhelminthes, Trematoda, Strigeidida, Schistosomatidae.